This is a messenger RNA of Chlorella variabilis, 246 nucleotides long. RefSeq lists its product as hypothetical. The transcript is spliced from 4 exons. The record is from RefSeq and is a predicted model, not a curated record. Gene Ontology annotation, biological process: superoxide metabolic process. Gene Ontology annotation, molecular function: metal ion binding; superoxide dismutase activity. NCBI's taxonomy places the organism in Eukaryota, Viridiplantae, Chlorophyta, Trebouxiophyceae, Chlorellales, Chlorellaceae. The annotation marks the transcript as partial. Gene Ontology annotation, cellular component: mitochondrion.
CUGCAGGGCAGCGGCUGGGGCUGGCUGGCAUACCACCCCGAGGCCAAGACACUGGUCAUCACCACCACGCCCAACCAGGACCCGCUGCAGCCCACCACCGGCCUGGUGCCGCUGCUGGGAGUGGACGUCUGGGAGCACGCCUACUACCUGCAAUACAAGAACGCCCGCCCCGAUUACCUCAAGGAGAUCUGGAGGAUUGUGAACUGGCGCGACGUGGGCCGGCGCUAUGAAGAUGCCACCGGUGCU